GUGCUUUAGGUAAACAAGGAAGUGAGCGUUAGCCUCUCAGCGGGCUGAAGCUAAUCGUCACUGCGGGUGUGUGCGUGUUAAUGUCCGUACGGGCCACUGAAUUUUCCAGCACGCAGUAGAGGGGCGAACUUGAGGAGCAUGGCGCCCAGACGGAAAUUUGAUUUCAAAUUCAAAGAGAGGGUUUUGCAGUACGCGGAGACACAUUCAAGCGAGAAAACGGCAAAGUACUUCAACAUCGACUCAAAAAGAAUCAGGGAUUGGCGUAAACAGAAGGACGAGCUGCUAUUGGCCGACAAGGGGAGGGCGCGGCUAACCGGAGGCGGGAGGAAGAAGCUUAGCGUGGAGCUGGAGGAAAGGCUUUCAGAGUGGAUCUACUCGAUGCGGGACAAACAUGACAGAGUGUCAAGAAAUAUGAUCAAACAUAAAGCGCUGGAGAUCUACCCCUCGGUGAGCGACGGAGGCAAGAUGUUUGUGGCUAGCGCGGGUUGGCUACAAAGAUUUCUAAAGCGCAACGACCUCUCACUUCGGCGCCGCACGACCAUGACCCCGAAAGAUCCGAAUCUACUCACCGAGAAACUGGUUUCGUUUGUCGACUACAUCGGAAAGGCGGUCCGCUCGAAAGGGAUCUUAGAGAGCGACAUCAUUGCGAUGGACGAGGCCACGGUUUGGUUUCACACGGCGUCCCCGGCUGCAGAAGGUGUGAACGGCGCGGCCCCGAAAGCCACAGGACCCGAGGACAGCCAUCUCACCGUUGUCCUCGCCGCCAAGGCCGACGGCACCAAACUGAAGCCGUACAUCGUGUUCAGAGGGGGCGCUGUGGAAGCGAUGGCGAUGCAGCAGCACGUCUCUGGCGCGGUCAUUUCCUCGUCAGUGAACGGCUGGAUGAACGACGCCCUCACCGCAGACUGGCUCCAGUCCGUGGUGGGGAAGUUCAACGCCACGCCGCGGCUCCUGGUGUGGGACUCGUACCGCUGUCACAUCGGAGCCGCCACCAAAGCUGAACUGAAACGCGGCUACAACAUCACGACAGCGGAGAUCCCGGGAGGCGGCACUAAAUACGUCCAAGCCCCCGAUGUGAUGUGGAACCAGCCCUUCAAGCAGAGUCUGCACGACGCCUACGAUCGGUGGGCGGCCGGGGACGCCGAUAAGGACUACGCCGCCGGUGGGAACCUGAAAGCCCCCGCACGCCGCCUGCUGGUGGACUGGGUGGUCGCAGCCUGGGACAAGCUGGACAAGGACAUGAUCAGAGAGUCGUUCAAAGCUUGCGGACUGUCCGUGAAAAGUGACGGGAGCGAGGACGACCUCAUCCUCUGCUUCAGGGAGGGGCAGCCCUGCGCCGCCGGGCGGGAGGCCCUGACCCGGCUCCGACAGCAGAGCUGGGAGAACUGGUGCCAGGCGGCCCAGGAGGCGGAGGAAGACGAAGAGGAGCUAUUUAACAAUGAACUUGUUGUUCUUGAUGAUGAGGAGGAGGAGAACGAUGAUGAUGAUGCCUCUGUAGGAGCAGCCAUGUCUGUCAUCAAACAAACUCGCGGUGAAGCGGGCGGCGGCGUCGCGGCUCACCUGCAGUGCCCCUUCUGCGGCCAUUUCUCCAAGAGCCACGCCCACCAGCUGUCCCACACGGCGGCGUCUCACCCGUCCUGCCUGGACGACGUGGCGGUGGGUCGCCUGGGAAACAUCGUGCUGUACCAGAGCACCGCCCGGCUGUUCCACUGCUCCGACUGCUUCUUCACCUGCCGGGACUUCACCAAGCUGUACAAACACAUCAUCUCCAAACACUGCAUGGACGAGAGGGAGGGGGGAGGGGGGGAGGAGGGGGAGGAGAAGACGGGAGAGGAAGGGGAGGAGGAGGAGGAGGAGAAGACGGGGGAGGAAGGGGAGGAGGAGACAGCGGAGGAGGGGGCGGAGAAGACGGGAGAGGAAGGGGAGGAGGGGGAGAAGGAGGAAGGGAAGGACGCUCUCAAAAGAAAGAGGAACAGUGAGGCUGAGGAGGAGGAGGAAGAGGAGGGGCGUGGUGAAGUUGGCGCCUCUCAGAGACCGGAGUCGGCCAAAGCAGACAGCGAAGGCGGUGAAAGCGUGCUGAUGUUCGACGGCGCCGGUUACUGCUGCCUCAUCUGCGGCUGGAAGACCAAGCUGAAAGGUCUGGGCAUCAACCACGUGGUGAGGAAGCACGACAUCCCCAAAGCGUACGCCUCGCAGGCCGUCCGCCGGGACACGGCUGUCCUCAAACAGGCGCAGGGCGGCGGGGCGGCGGCUGAGGAGGAGGAGGCGGCGGCCGGGCUGAGCGGAGAGCUGCUGAGGGAGGAGAUGGAGGCCACGGCCAAAGUGGUCCGUUUCACCUCCAACCGCUUCGUCUGUCUGAUCUGUGGCUGGAAGACCAAACUGAAAGGUUUUGCCAUCAGUCACGUGGUGCGCAGCCACGACGUCGAGCGUCCGUACAGCUGCAAGGAAUGCAAGCGCUCCUUCUUCCUGCCCAGCCGGCUGCAGCAGCACGUCCGAGCGGCUCACCGGCCCGGACGCUACGCCUGCCCCUUCUGCUGCUUCAGGUCCCACUUCCUGGGAGGCUUCAGGAGGCACUGCAGCCGCUGCAACGCCCGGGAGCAAGGGGAGGAGGGGGGAGGAGGAGGGGGAGGAGGAGGAGGAGCAGGGGAGGCCGAGGAGGAGGAGAACGAGGAGGAGGAGGAGAUUGAGGACAGGAAGGAGACGAGAGGGAGGAAGAGGAGGAGGAGAGGGAGGGUGAUAGUGGAAGAGGAGGAGGAGGAGGAUGAUGAGGAGGACUGAAGGACUCCUGUUGUUUACAGUUAGAAAGCACCGUUUUCAGUUUCACAUGAUCAGGUCCAGGUUUGUAAAGUCGACCUAAACGAGACCAAACGUCUGAAUAAAGUGGUUUUCUACUGAGUUCUCA
This is a messenger RNA of Micropterus salmoides (largemouth bass), 2902 nucleotides long. RefSeq lists its product as uncharacterized. Lineage: Eukaryota; Metazoa; Chordata; Actinopteri; Centrarchiformes; Centrarchidae. Gene Ontology annotation, cellular component: nucleus. The record is from RefSeq and is a predicted model, not a curated record. Gene Ontology annotation, molecular function: DNA binding. Bases 139 to 2778 code for a protein of 879 amino acids. The transcript is spliced from 4 exons.